Molecule: messenger RNA, 555 nt
Organism: Hyaloscypha bicolor E
Lineage: Eukaryota; Fungi; Ascomycota; Leotiomycetes; Helotiales; Hyaloscyphaceae
Exons: 2
Coding region: 212-490 (92 amino acids)
Source: RefSeq, a predicted model, not a curated record
GCUCGAGGUCGAGUCAGCGUGGCCGGUGCAGCGAUGCUGACGGACUGCUGGUGAUCAAAGUUUCUGCACUGCAAUCGGAGUACGGAGUAGGAUUAGUAAGGCUAAUAUUACCCCCCGGCAUGUCACCGCACCAGCUAUGGCGCGUGGCUUUCUCCUGCACGAGCAAGCUCACCGAGCGCAGUGCUGACUGGCUGAAUGAUCCCUGCAGCACAUGGCAUCGCACAACGUGGCCGCCGUCUGGAAACGGGGCUGGCUUCCUCAAUGCGCCGCUUUUACCAGUCGUUGGAUGAGGGGUUGGUGUUGGUGUUGGUGUUGGUUUUGGCUGCGAUUAAUAAUUGCGGUCCUGGCCGUUGUCGAACCAGAUCUCGGUCCAAAGUUCUGGCACCUCGGUGGCGCCUUUGCGCAUUUGAGCCUAUUUGCUCGACAAACUCUAAACCUAAUAUUAGGAAGAGGCAGGAGUGAGCAUAAUAUCAGAGACUUGAGAAUAUGAUCUGGUAGAAUGCGAAUGCUGAGAAACCAACACAAGCCCCAAUUGUAGCUCAUGUUAGUCCUUCC